This is a messenger RNA of Oncorhynchus tshawytscha (Chinook salmon), 1112 nucleotides long. RefSeq lists its product as uncharacterized. Bases 291 to 809 code for a protein of 172 amino acids. NCBI's taxonomy places the organism in Eukaryota, Metazoa, Chordata, Actinopteri, Salmoniformes, Salmonidae. The record is from RefSeq and is a predicted model, not a curated record. The transcript is spliced from 5 exons.
GAGCUGUGUAUGCAGUGGCUAGACUUCAGCAAAGCAGAGAAGGCUGUGUGUGGGGCAUCUGGCAGUGCUGUGCUGGAGGUAGAUUACAGUAAGUUGACAGUACUUGGCAGUUGACAGUGGUUCUACUAGCUAACAGAAGUUGUAGGAAACAGACUAAAAACAGACUGCAUCUCUCCAAGCGAGCUCCAUAUGCAGUAGAUAGAGAAGGCCACAGGGCAGGGGUAACAGUGUAGGACAAUUCUUAGGUUGACUGGAGGUAGACUGGGACCAAUAGUGCAAGUACUGCAGCCAUGCAACACCUGUUGUACCAGCCACUGCUUCUCAAUGGAAACAAAUACCUGCAGCAGAAGUGGGACAAGGCCUCCUAUGAAAUGCAUCUGAGAAAGGUCAAAUCAGCGAAACCCACCAUCGACACAACUGCACCUAAAACCUAUAGUCACCUUGCCCUCAAAAUGAAGAAACAAAAGUUUCAGGAGCAAAGCAUGUCCAAAAUUCAGAGGGAAAACAAUAUGCUGCUUGAGAAAAUAUCUCACAUCAUGAGGACUACUGGUCGCAUCGACAACAGGAACGACUAUGAAGACAAAAGUGCCAGCCUCACUACAGCAUUAAGGACUGGCAUGAGGACUGGCUCAAGACAAUCAAGCUCAUGGAGAGCAUUGCACGAUAUCCACGAAGAGUUAGUGACUAAAAGGGACAAGGCCAGGCCAGUAAUGAAGAGCAGCAACACUGAGACUGAAGAAAAGGACAGUCUUCGUGCGGAACAGAGCUCACACAGCAGCAUCACUCACAAUGGUAAAAGGGGAGUGUGAGGAAGAACCUGAUCAACAGGAAGAGGAGGCGGGCCUGUAGGAAACACCUGAGUCAUCUGACACACCAAACAAAGGUCCUACAUCUGAAAGUCCCCCAAUACCUGAACCCCCUCACACACCUGACACACUAAGCACAUCUAACAGACCUGACUCCCCAGUCAAAGAAUAGGUGUAAGCACAAGGACAUUAAGUAAAGUAAUUUGUCUAUUUGGUAGAUUAUUUACAUUUGCAAUGUAUCCAGAUGUUCUUUGAAAAUAUAUUACUGGCUUGUAGUAUUAAAGGAAUUUAUAACUUGUCUUGGGA